AUGAUUGAGUGUGGCGUCCCACUCUACUUUGAGGGCCUUCUCAGCUGCUAUGGACAGGAGGCGGAAAUGCUGGAGAAUUGGGCCUGGGCCAUUCAAUUCCUCGUCUACUGGAGCGUUAUUGUGCGACCGGAUGGACGAGUUGCCGACAGCUCUGCCGACAAAGAGAAGGCUGCUGUGGAACCGGAGACCACAGCCGCGAUGGCCAUUAGUUCGUCGCGCCUCGUUCGGAUUACCGGCUACAAACAGUGCGUGCUGACAAUUCCACAAUCGGCCUGGAAAAAUGUGCCCUCAGAGUACCAGACACGUGGUUCUGUCGUACUCUCUCUCCACCCCUACGCUUUCAACGUGGGCAUUAACGAACAGCAAACGAUUGCCGAAAAGUUUGAGAAAACCGCCUUGCAGACAGCUAUCAACGCCCAGGGUCUCAAUAGUCUACAAAGCUACUUUGAAAAAUACACCAAGAGGUUUGGGGCUCCGGGAUUCGUAAUUCCGUCUCUGGAAACCCUUGCCGCUUUUGACUUCUUUUUACUAACAACUGCAUCUGGCCAUUAA
Dibothriocephalus latus is the source of this 552-nucleotide messenger RNA. The record is from the annotation of a GenBank genome assembly. NCBI's taxonomy places the organism in Eukaryota, Metazoa, Platyhelminthes, Cestoda, Diphyllobothriidea, Diphyllobothriidae.